AUGAGUGCUGGAGGUCCCGUUCCUGUCUGGAAGAAAUACACCACCGGGUCGAAGGGCAUCUGGGAGGUGAUCCGGUCGAUGCUGGUGCUGGUGCCUAACCGGUCGUCCGGGAACCCGUACGUCCCGUACUACCGUGUCCCGUCGCCGUCGUCAAACAAGCAGGUCUACAAGGACCCGCGCACCGUUCCGGCCGGAGACAUCGUCCAGAACGACUACUUCAGGAGAGACAAGCGCAGAGCGUAUCCGCGGGCGUCUGUGUUCACGCAGCCGCAGAUCGGCGCGCUGUUGCAGAUCGGCAACGCCAAGCGGAGCCGGCUGCCAAAGGGCGAGGAGGGCGUGAAGCAGCUGGCGCUCGCGUCCAGCGGCCAGGUGGACCUGCCGCAGGUGCUGCGAAGCGCCGACAGCGCGGUUCUGAACGGCGAGCUGCUGGGCCCGCGCGGGGAGCCGGUAGUGGCUCCGAACCUCAACAAGAAGCUCAGCAUGGAGAUUCUGGAGGAGCCCGAGCACGGCAUGUACACGGACGAGUAUCCUGUGCGGAUGUUCAAGCUCGGCAGAGACGCUGAAGCCGCUGGACCUGGACCUGAUGAUCGCGAUCGGCGGCGGCGGGUUCAUCCCGGCGCGGAUCCUGCGCACGUUUCUCAAGCAGCAGAACCGGCCGAAUCUGCGGAUAUUCGCCAUUGUGCUGUCGCUGUACGAGGACCUGAACACGGUGUCGACGCAGGAGGAGCAGGCGGGCGCGGAGGUCAAGCGGAUCCAGUGGAUCAACUACCAGGAGAGCGGCGUCGACCUGUGCAACAAGAAGAUCCUGAUCGUCGACGAGGUCGACGACACGCGCACCACGUUGCACUACGCGCUGCGGGAGCUGCAGAAAGACGCCGCGCAGCAGGCGCGCGCAAAGGGUCUGGCGGACCCGAACACGCAGUUCUUCGUGUUUGUGCUGCACAACAAGGACAAGCCAAAGAGAGCACAGCUGCCGGCGGAGCUGAUGCGCAGCAACUACGUGGCGGGCGAGCAGUUCCCGGACUGCUGGAUCGCGUAUCCGUGGGAGAGCACCGACAUCGUGCACCACCAGCAGAUGGCCUCGCAGCAGGGCUACGACAUAUAGCUGGACAGAUUAGAGUUUGUAGAACUUGCAAGAGAAGGUGCAGCGGACGGCGCUUCUGA
Ogataea haglerorum is the source of this 1164-nucleotide messenger RNA. RefSeq lists its product as uncharacterized. The coding region runs from base 1 to 1164 and encodes 387 amino acids. Lineage: Eukaryota; Fungi; Ascomycota; Pichiomycetes; Pichiales; Pichiaceae. The record is from RefSeq and is a predicted model, not a curated record. The transcript has 2 exons.